This is a messenger RNA of Conger conger (European conger), 2177 nucleotides long. Its product is annotated as spermatogenesis- and oogenesis-specific basic helix-loop-helix-containing protein 2-like. NCBI's taxonomy places the organism in Eukaryota, Metazoa, Chordata, Actinopteri, Anguilliformes, Congridae. Gene Ontology annotation, molecular function: DNA-binding transcription factor activity, RNA polymerase II-specific; RNA polymerase II cis-regulatory region sequence-specific DNA binding; protein dimerization activity. The transcript has 11 exons. Bases 231 to 2069 code for a protein of 612 amino acids. The record is from RefSeq and is a predicted model, not a curated record. Gene Ontology annotation, biological process: regulation of DNA-templated transcription; spermatogenesis. Gene Ontology annotation, cellular component: nucleus.
UCACGAGAAUGUAGCUAUAUCAAAUACAACUUGUCGCUAGCAAGUAGUAGGCACAGUAUUCGUGGCGGUAUUAGGGUCUAUAAUCACCUGCAGGUGCGUUCUGCGGACACGGACUGGCAAUAUGUAGGCAAAUCACAGUAAUUGAAAAGGGGGAAAGACACGUGCGCUGCCGUGCAGCAACGAAGUUACCUUUCGACAAGCGUGAACCUGCAUUUCCACGAGGCGUGAAAAUGACCGCUGCUCACGAAUCCAAAAAAUGUAAUUCCAACAAGGUGAGUGUCCUGCUGAUCGGAGACGAUGAUGUGGUGAUUAAGACUUCAGGGCUGCUCUGGGAAACUCUGCCCAGGUUUGGAGAGAUCCGGGGGGUGAAGCUGGUACCCCUGAGCUCUGUCCCGUUCGUGGACCCCAGCGCCUUCCAGCUGCUCUUCUUCCACCUGAGCAAUGCCAGUGAACGUGCAGAGCUCCACGCUUUCCACCAGCUAAGGGAAAAGAGCAGCGAGCAUUCGGGCGAAGCCGUCUGUGUUCUCGUUGUACCAGAGGGAGGAGGUCCAGAUGUUCCAGCCCAUGUGGCAGACGUUGUGCUGACCCAGCCAGUCACGGCGGAGACGGUGGAGCAGGUCCUGAGAAGGUGCAGCUUCCUGUCAGAGCAAAGUCAAAAUGACAGCUUCUCCUAUGCAAGCCCCAACACCGGGGUAGGACAAAAACACAAACCUGAAGCAGCAGACCAGGCAGAACCAGGAACACCUGCCCAGGAAAGAAGUGGGCGUGAGAGAGAGGCCAGUCCGGAGGGCCCCAGCGCCGAGCUCACCGACGGGGACCUGCAGGCCUUCCUGCACGCCAAGAAGGAGCAAAAUAGGAGGACCCAGAUCAGGGCGUGCUGUGAGCGUCUGCGUGAGCUGCUGCCCUUCAUCCGGUCCCGCACCGACACGGCCUCCACCCUGGAGCUCACCGUCAAGUACAUGGCCUACCUCCGCCAACGCCUGCCCCAGGACGUUCUGGAUAAGGUUGUAACCGCUCUGGAAGAGAACGGGCCCGAGACGUGGUUCAAACCAACUAAAGCCCCUAAAAAACGCAGAGCAACAUGCACGGUGAGAAACAAACCACCAGACGUACCAGCAGCAGAGCCGACCGAUGCAAGUUUUGCUGAUGAUUUUAUUGCAGCGCACGUUUUGGGGAGACACAUUCAGCCCAAGGUGGAGGGCACCCAGCCCAAUAGCGUGCUCCCUUCGGCUGUGCUAACGGGCCAGCCCUUCGACCCGCCCCAGCGUCUGUACUCCGAUUCGGGACAGGCGUCCGUUCCCUUCGGUCCGACGUUCGCGAUGAACCAGGCCUACGGUGAGCAGGCGGCGCUGGACCCCAGCUGCGCCCCGCCCGUGUUCUGGCAGCAAGCUUGCGGCCCAGUGCCGUCCGUGAUGCUGAACCAGAACUUCGUCCCGCAGAUGGUUCACAACCCGUCUCUGACUCGGGCACUGCUUGUGGAAGAGCCUUCCCUUCCUCCGGUUCAGACGUUGCUGGUUGGCCCACAGUUCCUCCCUCCGAUGGGCCUGGACCCAGCAUACCCUCCGCCAGCUCAGCCAAUGAUGAUGAGCCAGACUUUUGCUCCACUGAGACCCCUGGAUGACCUCUGCCCUCUGAAGCUCAACCUGCCGCCCACGUGUGGCACCGCGUCUGGGGGUGUGUCCGUCUGCAGCCCGAACGUGACUGCAGUUGUGUGGGAAGACCCUUUGCUCACGGAGAUCCUUUACGACCCCACCCCCUCCCUGCCCGUCUUAAGCUCCUCCCACAGCACCAUCAGGCUGGAUGACCUCCAGCAGAGCUCCGCCCUCGAGCCCACGUUCUCCUCCUCUCUGUCUGGCCCACCCCAGUGGGAUUUUGGCUAUGAGAACGGGCCAGUGUUUCCCCUUCAGCCGUACCUCCUGGAGAGUACACCCGCGCCCUCCAGCUCCCACCAGAUCCCAGCCCAGAGUGAUCCCGAUCCAGGGUCUGUUGAUCACUUUUUGGGAGAAGUCUCCACCACGCGACUGUACAGUCAGCACUACCCAGGAGCCUCGGAGUUCCAGAUAAAUUAGAAUUCGGGAAAUGCAGUUAAAGUUAAAGAAGAUUGAUGCCAUGCUCAGGAAGGUCCACAGAAAAGUAAUGUUUUAUUUAUUUAUUUAUUUUUAGUAUUUAUUUUAUAA